Phyllostomus discolor (pale spear-nosed bat) is the source of this 1616-nucleotide messenger RNA. Its product is annotated as olfactory receptor 10A3. Gene Ontology annotation, molecular function: G protein-coupled receptor activity; olfactory receptor activity. Gene Ontology annotation, cellular component: membrane. The record is from RefSeq and is a predicted model, not a curated record. Gene Ontology annotation, biological process: G protein-coupled receptor signaling pathway. The coding region runs from base 373 to 1317 and encodes 314 amino acids. The transcript has 2 exons. Lineage: Eukaryota; Metazoa; Chordata; Mammalia; Chiroptera; Phyllostomidae.
GGCAUAGAUUCAAUGUCAUAUAAUGUUCUAGAAUCAGUGCACUAAAUCACUGAGCUGUAUGUACAACAAGGUGGCUUUGGCUACAGGAAGGACUUCUGAUACAGUAGUGGGAAACUUAAAGAGACAAAGUCAGUAGACAAGAUUUCUGAGCCAGAAUUCUUUACUUCAUCCUUUCUAUUUGAAAGAUUGAUUAAUCUGAGUAACUGGCCAUUCUCCAUAAUUGUCACACUGAGUUCCUGUGUGGGCAAUUUCUUUUUUAUAUCAUCUGCCAAGUAUACCUGGGGUAAGUGUGGACACUGACUCAGCUAUUGGACGGUGACUUCAUAACUCAUAUUUUAUGUCUGUAGAAACAAAACAUGCUCUCCUACUGAAAUGAAAAGACAAAAUCAAAGUUCUGUGGUUGAGUUCAUCCUCUUGGGCUUUUCAAACUUUCCUGAACUCCAAGAACAACUCUUUGGGGUUUUCUUGGUUGUUUACCUGGUGACCCUGAUAGGAAAUGCCAUGAUCAUAGUCAUCAUCUCCCUGGAACAGAGCCUCCAUGUUCCCCUGUAUCUAUUCCUCCUGAACUUGUCUGUGGUGGACGUAAGUUUCAGUGCAGUCAUUAUGCCUGAAAUGCUGGUGGUUCUCUCCACUGAGAAAGCGUCGAUUUCAUUUGUGAGUUGUUUUGCACAAAUGUAUUUCAUUCUUCUUUUUGGUGGGACUGAAUGCUUUCUCCUGGGGACAAUGGCUUAUGACAGAUUUGCUGCAAUCUGUCAUCCUCUGAGCUACCCAAUGAUUAUGAACAAGAGCAUUUUCAUGAAAUUAGUAAUGUUCUCAUGGGUCUCAGGAAUCAUGGUGGCUACUAUGCAAACAUCAUGGGUGUUUAGUUUUCCCUUCUGUGGCCCCAAUGAAAUUAGUCAUAUCUCUUGUGAAACCCCAGCAGUGCUAGAGCUUGUGUGUGCAGACACGUUUUGGUUUGAAAUUUAUGCAUUCAUUGGCACCCUUUUGAUUAUUAUGGUUCCUUUCUUUCUGAUACUCCUGUCUUACAUUCGAAUCCUCUUUGCCAUCCUGAAGAUGCCAUCAACCACUGGCAGGCAGAAGGCCUUUUCCACCUGUGCCUCCCAUCUCACAUCUGUUACCCUCUUCUAUGGCACAGCCAGUAUGACCUAUUUACAACCCAAAUCUGGCUACUCCCCAGAAACCAAGAAACUGAUGUCACUGGCUUACUCACUUCUUACGCCUCUGCUGAAUCCACUGAUCUACAGCUUGCGAAACAGUGAGAUGAAAAGAGCUUUGAUGAAGUUAUGGCGAAGAAAAGUAGACUUACACUCUCUCUGACUGUGCUGGGAAGGCAUGAAAUAUUUAUUUGGUCAGUGUUUGGUGAACUCUUUUGAAUUUAAUAAACAGUGUAAAAGUUUGCAUCUCUUGGCAUGGAUAUGCUUAACUUUUUGAGUUCUCCAAAUCUGCUAAUAAGUAGGGUUAUCUAUAUACAUGUUUUUUUCAUAGAUGCAUUAUAUUCCUGCAUAUUGGGUAUAACACGGUUUCUUCAAAAUACUGUUUAUUGGAAGCCAUACAGGUGUUUGUUAGAUUUUUGUACCUUCAGAGUAUGCUAAAUAAAAAACCUAGUUUUAUACAUU